Messenger RNA from Mesorhabditis belari, 1407 nucleotides. The record is from the annotation of a GenBank genome assembly. NCBI's taxonomy places the organism in Eukaryota, Metazoa, Nematoda, Chromadorea, Rhabditida, Rhabditidae.
AUGUCCAGUUACGACUCGGGCUCGAGAAAUAGGCAAAUCUCACUCUCGCUUUCACGGAAAGAUAGCAGACAACGAGUGAAAAUGGGACUCGGUUACGGGCAAAAUGGAUCUCGAAAUUGGGAUUUUUCCUCUUCCGGAGAUCAAUUGCAACGCUUCCACUCAACACCACAAAUCGCCGACAAUCAUGCUAUAGCACGGUCUCAUCAGAUGACCAAAACGCUAGAUACGUAUGUCGAGGAGUAUGAAAUGGCUCCGGUGGUGAAUUGGCCCGUUAAACAACCGAAAAGCCUCAAGGGUUACCUUUUUGGGCCUGAAAUCGGGGUCGGGAGUUACGCGAAAGUUAAGGAAGUCAUCCAGGACAAGACACUGAUCAGAUGCGCUGUGAAAAUCUUUAAAGAUUGCCGAUUAAGAAAGAUUCCAAAUGGCUUUAGUAAUGUGCUCAAUGAAUACUACUUGUUAAGACAGCUCGAACAUCCGAAUUGUGUCAAAAUGAUUGAGUUCUUUCGCAUUGAAGAGAAGUACAAACAGUACAUGAUUUUGGAGUACUGCAUAGCAUCAUUAGAAAAGGUGGUGGCUCUUUCGACAGGACGAAAGCUUUCGGAGGCGUGGUCGAACUUUUUCUUCAGACAGCUGAUUUCUGGAGUAGACUACAUUCACUCGUUAGGCAUCAUUCACAAGGACAUCAAGCCGGCCAAUUUACUCAUCUCUUCAAAUCGCGUCUUGAAGAUCACCGACUUUGGUGUUGCCGAACAGGUGGCACUCUUUCAGCGCGAUACCAUAACAGACACUUUACAAGGAACGCCGAAAUUUCAUCCGCCUGAAGUUGUUAACGGAAAAAAUGAGUUCUAUGAUGGGUUUGCACUUGAUGUCUGGGCGAGUGGAAUCACUCUGUAUUAUCUGCUCUCGGGCGAGUAUCCAUUUGGAGGUACAACUAUGCGACAACUCUUUACGAACAUUUGUGAACGUCCGCUGCUCAUGCCGAACACCGUCGAUUUGAGGGACGAACUUGUUGAUUUACUCGCUGGAAUGUUGGAUAAGAAGCCAAAGCGUCGUCUCAAAGUGCACGAAGUGGUGCAUCAUCCGUGGUUUGUGCACCUAUUCCCGCAGACGGACAUGAAUUGGGAUCAACUGGUGAACGAAUGCUAUUCGGGAUUGGCCGUGCCUGUUUACUCGCAACUCAACGUCUUAUUUGGAGGACCUGAAGAUGUGAUGAUUGAGACGCCGGUACGAAAUCAAGCACUUUUGAAAAGCACACUGCUGAAAUGUGAGGAAAAAACAUCUCCAAUUUCUGAGAAGACCAUUGACGCUAGUGGAGAAAAGGAAAGAAAGACGAAGAGUCGAGCCGAAUCGCGUCUUCAUAAGUUCACCAGAUGGAUCCCAUUUUUGUCGUGUCUUCGAAACUCGAAU